This is a messenger RNA of Larimichthys crocea (large yellow croaker), 4120 nucleotides long. It is a transcript of the gene casd1, whose product is annotated as CAS1 domain containing 1. Gene Ontology annotation, cellular component: Golgi membrane. The transcript is spliced from 18 exons. Gene Ontology annotation, molecular function: N-acetylneuraminate 9-O-acetyltransferase activity. The record is from RefSeq and is a predicted model, not a curated record. Lineage: Eukaryota; Metazoa; Chordata; Actinopteri; Sciaenidae. Bases 109 to 2502 code for a protein of 797 amino acids.
GAGAAGCAGGAGGGGGCGGUGGCGCAGGGAGCAGACCGGGCAGAUGGCGCAGCCGAAGACGCGCCGCCGCUAGACUGCACAGGUGCUUGUUGUCAUGGAGGAGCAAAGAUGGCGGUCCUGGCCUAUAGCCUGGGCAAACGGGAAAUAAAUCAACAUUUCACCAUAAAAAAUGCCAAAUUGAUAUCAACAGCGGUCGUCGUUUUGCUCCUCUUGUUCCACACGGCUUCGCGGUAUUAUGGAGGCGGAGACUCAUGUGAGUGGCUGCUGUCCAGAGGACGUUACUUGGGGGAGAACGUAUGGCAGCCGUAUGGCUGCAUGAUGCACAAAUACAAAAGCAUUGAAGCCAAAACAUGCCUUGCUGAAAAGCGGGUGGCCUUUGUUGGUGAUUCACGAAUCAGACAGUUGUUUUACUCCUUCAUCAAAAUCAUUGACCCCGAGCGAAGAGAAAAUGGGAACAAGCACGAGGACAUUUCCUUUGAAGAUGAGAGUUCCUCUGUUAAUGUGGACUUCCUGUGGUAUCCAGAGGCAAAUAAUUCAAUGAAGGAGCGCUUGAUAUCAUGGACCCGGGAAGCCUCAGCAAAGCCAGAUGUUGUCAUCCUCGGAGUUGCCACAUGGUCCAUCAAGUUGCACAGUGGCAGCAGCGAGACUCUGCAGCAGUACAGAGUCAACCUGACAGCCAUGGCUGUGUACCUGGACAGGCUGGCUGACCAUGGAGAGGUUUACUGGGUUCUUCAAGACCCGGUAAAUGAGGAUGUGUUGAGUGACAACAGGAGAAUGAUCACCAACCAGCAGCUUGAGCUGUACAAUGAAGCAGCAGUGGAUGUGCUCAACAGCAGCAAGCGUAACAGCAGGGCCCGGGUCAAGCUGUUGGCCGCUUCGCGCCAGGCUGCAAUAGAAACUAUCACCCAGUCAGGCGAUGGCUUGCACCUGCCCGAGAGCACUAUGAAUGUGGGAGCCAUGGUCCUCAUGAACUCUGUGUGCAAUAAGCUGCUGAGGCCCAUUGACGGUUCCUGCUGCCAAACAUUACCACCCCCAAACCUCCUCCAGAAACUGUCAGCGUGUUUCUUCCUGGGCUCGGCCCUGAUCUUCCUGGUCCUCCACGUCCUUGGCAACAACCGUCACCGCCGACCCGUGCCCCCAGACGUAGAGAACCUAGAGGAGAAGAAGCCAGCGACUGCAGCUGUCCCUCUCGGUCCAAAGGCACCUUUCCAGGCUCUCUGCAGGAUGGGCAUCAUCAUGGGUUAUUUUUAUCUUUGUGACAGAGCAGAUGUAUUCAUGAAAGAGCAGAAGUUCUACACACACUCCACUUUCUUCAUCCCUCUCAUCUAUAUAUUUGUCCUGGGAGUGUUCUACAGUGAAAACAGCAAGGAGACCAAAUUACUAAACCGAGAACAAACAGAUGAGUGGAAAGGCUGGAUGCAGUUGGUCAUCCUCAUCUAUCACAUAUCCGGAGCCAGUGCUUUCAUUCCAGUGUACAUGCAUGUGCGGGUACUGGUGGCAGCGUACCUUUUUCAGACCGGCUAUGGGCAUUUUUCAUUUUUCUGGCUCAAAGGAGACUUUGGACUGUAUAGAGUGUGCCAGGUACUUUUCCGUCUAAACUUCCUGGUCUUGGUGCUGUGUGUGGUAAUGGACAGGCCUUACCAGUUCUAUUACUUUGUCCCGUUGGUCACCUUCUGGUUUGUCAUCAUCUACGGCACGCUGGCCAUGUGGCCUCAGAUCCUUCAGAAAAAGGCUAACAGUAGUGGCAUGUGGCACCUUGGGGUCUUGGCAAAGUUACUGGGCCUCCUGAUGUUCAUCUGCUUCUUUGCCUUUUCACAGGGUUUCUUUGAGAGCAUCUUCUCUGUGUGGCCAAUCUCCAAGCUCUUUGAGUUGAACGGAAGCAUCCAUGAGUGGUGGUUCAGAUGGAAACUGGACCGAUUUGCGGUGAUACACGGUAUGCUAUUCGCCUUCAUCUAUCUGGUGCUUCAGAAGCGUCAGGGGCUCUCGGAGGGUAAAGGAGAGGCUCUCUUCUCUGCCAAGAUUUCCAACCUGCUCCUCUUCCUCUCUGUCGUCUCCUUCAUAACUUACUCAAUAUGGGCCAGCAGCUGCAAAACCAAAACAGAGUGCAACGAGAUGCAUCCUUACAUCUCUGUGGUCCAGAUAUUGGCCUUCAUUCUCAUCAGGAACAUUCCUGGCUACGCCCGCUCUAUAUAUAGCUCAUUCUUUGCAUGGUUCGGAAAGAUCUCUUUGGAGCUGUUCAUAUGCCAGUACCACAUCUGGCUGGCGGCUGACACUAAAGGAAUUUUGGUCCUGAUCCCAGGAAACCCUUCACUUAACAUCAUGAUCAGCACCUUCAUCUUUGUCUGCGUGGCUCACGAGAUUUCCCUCAUCACCAAUGACCUGGCCCAGGUGGUCAUCCCCAAAGACAGCGUGGCCCUGCUGAAGAGACUGGGGGCCAUGGGGCUCUUCAGUCUGGUUGUCUUGCUGCUAGCCAGAGGCAGCCAGCCCACACCCGGCGCCUGAAGGACGCCUCUCGAUCGGGGAAGGGGUCAAAGCAGACUCGCCAAGCCCCUGCUGAAUUUGUAAUGAGGUAAUGGAUCCAAACCAGGAGCAGGGCCGUUGUUUUAGCCUGCUGUUGGUCACAGGAGACGACCUCAGUUGUGUUGAGUGCCAACACCAGGAGGCGUGGGAUACAGUGUCUCUCUGCGGGACAUGUGUGAGCAGAGUCUGUACUUUUUUGACUGCUGUGAAAGUCGCACACUGAAGAAAAGAAAAACGCCCAAAAAAGGGGUUGGGUCUGGGGUUGCUCCUUUAAGGGCAAAGUGCAAAUUUCAAGAAAGACGGGGAAAAACUAAACGCUCAAAACGUUUACAUCGUGUGGAUUUGUUAGAAGAACAGAGAAGAAAUGUGGAGAUGUGGAAUCUUAUUUUAAACAAAAAAAAAAAAAAGAGGUCCUCUCAUUUCACCUCAUGCUUGCUGUGUGAAUUUUUGCAGCGUCGCUUCUACUUAGCCAAACACACUAAUAAGAAGUUUAUUUUGUCACGUACGGUACUUCGUGUUAUUGCUUCACUUUGGAAGGGUUCACCAGGCACACACACACUCCGUCCACAUGGCAGUAGCAGCUGAAGAUGUUUUCACUCAGGUGGAUCCAUAACCUUCAUAUUCAGAUAUCUACAGCAAAUGUUCAAUCGUGCUGCAUUUUAUUAUCAACAUUACUUUGUACAGUAUUUCUGGUGACUUUAAAAAUAGUGUCGGAUAUCUAAAUAUGCAAAAUAUGGACCAACAAUGACUUGGGUGCUGAAAAAAAAACCAAACAAAAAAAACGGUCAAGAUUCAAGUAAAAAUUUGGAGCGCAGUUGUUAAAACGUUGGACUAUCCCUCGACAUAUUUUUGCAAAUGUUUUUGUAUGUAAUUUUAGAAAUGUUUGCCUUGUGCUCAAAGGUACCGUGGUCACCUGCUGUAGCUCUAAAAAUUCUGUGUGAUAUGUACAGUAUUUAAUGAUUUAAAUUAAGCCUAUAUUUUAUGUUUUUGUUUUUUUGGCUUUGUUUUGUAUGUGACGCUCAUGACUGCUGUUUGUGAAGGAAGUAUUACAGACAUAGUUUUGUACCCAUCCCAGCAUCUCAUUGAUAAUAACCUGCCUCAGAGACACAUUGCAGAGGUUGAGCCUUUACAGUCUGACACCCAUCUGUCCUCUUAACUCACUUCAUAGUGUGUGUAAAUUAAUAGAGUGUGAGACUUUAUUUUAUACAGCAAUGCUUCAGCAGUGUUUUUACUCCUUUAUCCUUCCAUUGCCGUUAAAAAAAAACAUGCCUCAUAGCUCUGGUGGAAAAUGCACUGGCUUGCACAUAUUAUUGUAGAAUAGGACUAACAGCUAAAUACACAUCCUCCCUUUGCCGUAACAGGCAGUGAACCUUUUGGUUAGCGAAUGACUGAGUGAAUUGUGAAGUGAUUUCUCAAGACUGAAUGCCUUUGAACAUACAGCUUUUUCUCAGUGGCUUAUACAUACUGUACAUCUUCCCCGAUGUAGCCUGGGAUCACAAUCUUCCAUCUGCCACUUUGCAUCAGAGCCACAUCAACAUUCAAGUACAACUACUAGGUAAUGCACUGACUGACCUGAGAAGACAUAUUACUGUUGCUUAAA